UUGGUGACAAUCCCUGUCUGCUUUCAGUGUCUCCUGAGGCUACAGGCGGGUGUUUGAGGAGUACAUGCGGGUCAUUAGCCAGCGGUACCCAGACAUCCGAAUCGAAGGGGAGAACUACCUUCCUCAACCUAUAUAUAGGCACAUAGCAUCUUUUCUGUCCGUCUUCAAACUAGUAUUAAUAGGCUUAAUAAUCGUUGGCAAGGAUCCAUUUGCUUUCUUUGGCAUGCAAGCUCCAAGCAUCUGGCAGUGGGGCCAAGAAAAUAAGGUUUACGCCUGCAUGAUGGUCUUCUUCCUGAGCAACAUGAUUGAGAACCAGUGUAUGUCAACGGGCGCCUUCGAAAUAACUUUGAACGAUGUUCCAGUGUGGUCUAAGCUCGAGUCUGGCCACCUUCCUUCCAUGCAGCAGCUUGUACAAAUCCUUGAUAACGAAAUGAAGCUCAAUGUGCACAUGGAGUCAAUGCCUCAUCAUCGAUCAUAGCCCCAUCUAUCAGCACUGAAACUUCUUGCAUUAAGUGGCGGUUCCCGGCAGCGCGGCGCGACCCAUGAAGGUCUGUACUGAAGACAGCACGCUGUUAGUGCAGACUGGAUGCUCCUCUCGCCGCCGCGUUCUGCCUCCUGACAACAAACUUAAUGGAAGAGCUCUUUCAGUGCUGGCGUGUUUCCAGAUACUGCACAGUCACGGAGUGCAAUAAUACUGUAUAGUUUUUUUAAGAUUUCAUUCGACCAGUUCAUAGCUCAACAAUGCAGGCAUUACUAAUUGUAACUUAUUUUAUAUUCAUGUUUCACACAAUGGCAGAUUAAGUUGAUACCUAAUUUUUCCUCGGAAAAAAAAAAAAGUUUGUUUAAUCUGUUGUAUUUUAUAUGAAUUUAUGUUCUUUUUGUAGUUUAAAAUGAAGCUAUAGGAGUGUCUGAUAUUGUCCUAAACAGUUAAGUAAUUGACAGCUGUCUAUCAAAUAUCUCUAAUGUGGUUAAAGCAGGUUUGUAUAUUUUUCAAAAUAUAUGGCAGAGUUGAACAGUGCGUUAUAUACUAAAUUAUAUAAACAAAAUUAUAUGCAGAGUAGUUACAUCAUUUUGUGACUUCAAUUGAAAAUUGAGACCGACUGCUCUUUGAAUUGUGUUGGCCAGCUCAGGGUUUUCCCUGACCGUUCUGAGGAGGUGAAAAGCUGGGCCUUUCUACUGUCCCAAAUAGAAACGAGAAGGUUAAUUUUGAAUAAAGAGUUCUCAUUUACUGUGUGAAGUACCUUGUUUGAGUCACUGGUGGAUAUUCUUAGAACUGCAAUUGAAAAAACGCAUAAAAAGCCUCCCUUCCAAAGUCA
This is a messenger RNA of Athene cunicularia (burrowing owl), 1316 nucleotides long. RefSeq names its product selenoprotein T (gene SELENOT). Gene Ontology annotation, biological process: cell redox homeostasis. Bases 65 to 478 code for a protein of 137 amino acids. The transcript has 5 exons. Gene Ontology annotation, molecular function: thioredoxin-disulfide reductase (NADPH) activity. NCBI's taxonomy places the organism in Eukaryota, Metazoa, Chordata, Aves, Strigiformes, Strigidae. Gene Ontology annotation, cellular component: endoplasmic reticulum membrane. The record is from RefSeq and is a predicted model, not a curated record.